CAGAGACACAGUGCGCCAUGAGAAACAGUGCUGCAGUGAAGGUGCCUGGAAAGGGCUGACCUCAAAACCAAGAAGAGAAGGAUUGCCGCAGUUUUCAAAGAGCCAAUAGUCAAACCACUGCAGGGAGCGAGGUCUUCCACUGCCAACAUGAAGGAAGCCACUGAAAAUGUCCCUCUGGACCAUGCUGGCUGGAGCCAGGCAGCAUGCAAGGGCUUACCGACCAAGGCCCAGGAUACUAUUUUUUGCUCUGAAGAAGAUAACAGCCUGUAUUUCACAUACAGCGGAAAAUCAAACGUUCUUGAAGUCAAAGAACUCAACUACCAGGUUAACACGGCAUCCCAGAUUCCCUGGUAUGAAAACCUCGCACAGAUGAAAAUGCCCUGGACCUGGACAUCAGAUCCCUGUUCUCACAUGUCAAUAAUCCAGAAUCUGAAUUUAAAAGUUCAAAGUGGUCAGAUGCUAGCUAUUAUAGGAAGCACUGCUGGUGGAAAGACAUCCUUGCUUGAUGUGAUAACCUGCCGUGAUCAUGGAGGUAAAAUCAAGUCUGGUCAAAUCACGAUCAACAACAAACCCAGCACUCCCCAGCUUGUUAAGAAAUGCAUAGCACACGUGCGGCAGGAUGACCGACUGCUCCCCCACCUGACUGUCAGAGAAACACUAUUGUUCGUUGCCAAACUGCGCCUUCCAAAGUUUUUUUCAGACUCACAAAGGAAAAAAAGGGUAGAAGAUGUUAUAGCAGAACUACGCUUGCGUCAGUGUGCAAACACCAGGGUAGGGAAUGAGUACCUCCGCGGCGUUUCAGGAGGUGAGAGGCGGAGAGUGAGCAUCGGUGUGCAGCUGCUCUGGAACCCGGGAAUACUCAUACUUGAUGAACCCACAUCUGGACUGGACAGUUUUACUGCACAUAACCUUGUGAUAACGUUAUCCAGACUGGCCAGAGGAAACAGAUUAGUUCUUCUUUCACUUCAUCAGCCCCGGUCAGAUAUCUUCCAACUGUUUGAUUUAGUUCUUCUGAUGACUUCUGGAGUCACUGUCUAUUCUGGAACAGCUAGAGACAUGGUCCAGUAUUUCACAGAACUAGGCUAUCCCUGCCCAAAGUACAGCAAUCCUGCAGAUUUCUAUGUCGAUUUGACCAGUAUCAAUAAACAGACUGCAGAAAAGGAGAUGGAAAGCCGAAAAAGAGCAAAUACUCUUGCCAACUUGUUCCUAGAAAAAGUCAAAGAUUUUGAUGAUUUCUUAUGGAAAGUUACUGACGGAGACAUUGUUGCAACCACAUUCAGCAAGCAAAGGUCCCAUUUAAAUUCAGAAGAGGCUAUCAACAUGCCCCACCAUUCAAGUGACCAGUUACCAGGAGUCUUAAACCAGUUCACUGUAUUAUUAAGUCGUCAAGUCUCCAAUGACUUCAGAGAUCUUUCAACGUUAUUAAUCCAUGGAUUUGAGGCCCUUCUCAUGUCAUUAUUAAUUGGAUUUUUGUACUAUGGCCAUGACAAAACCAGACUCUCUAUUCGUGACACGACAGCACUGUUGUACAUGAUAGGUGCACUAAUCCCAUUCACAGUCAUUUUGGAUGUUAUUGCCAAAUGUCAUUCAGAAAGAGCUAUGCUUUAUCAUGACUUGGAAGAUGGAAUGUACUCUGUUAGUCCAUACUUCUUUGCUAAGAUUUUGGGGGAGCUCCCAGAACACUGUGCUUUUGUUAUAAUUUAUGGGGUUCCCAUCUACUGGCUGGCAAACCUCAUUCCUGAACCAGAACAUUUCCUGCUGAACUUCCUCUUGGUGUGGCUGGCUGUCUAUAGUGCUCGCGCGAUGGCACUUUGGGUGGCAGCACUGUUACCGACGUUACAGCUUUCAGCCUUCUUCGGCAAUGUCCUUUUCACAUCAUUCUACCUGAGUGGUGGUUUUGUGAUAAGCCUAGAAAACCUCUGGACAGUUCCAUUUUGGGUUUCUAAAAUCUCUUUUCUCAGAUGGAAUUUUCAAGGCAUGAUGCAAAUUCAGUUCACUGACCUCACAUACGAAAUGACUGUUGGAAAUACUACUUUUCAAAUACCAGGGAAACUUGUCACCCAGGCUCUGGACCUGGACUCCCAUCCUCUCUACGUAAGCUACCUCGUCCUGGCGGGUAUCGUUUGCAGCUUCCUGCUCUUGUACUACUUAUCUCUGAGGUUCAUCAAGCAGAAAUCCAACCAAGACUGGUGACCGGGCGCUCAUGAGUCCUCCACGCCUUGAAAUACUCUGAGCUAUGGGCCACCGGUGUCAAAGGCCCCAUCCCACUUUGCAGUAGCCGAUGUUCUAGUCCACGGCGUUUGAACAUGCGGUGAUCGCGUACUUAACACGGAGAGCUCCGAGAGAACAGGAUCAGCACGCACCAGACGCCACUUUCUGUAGCGUAUGUAACAUUCGGCGCUCAGACGAACAGUGUAGAGGAAAGCAACGCAGAAGAUUUCACUGAUGCUUCGGGAGAACGCGCAAGGAUGGAAAACACAACUGUUAACUGUUCUGUGCUGUUUCUAAUCGCUUACAUCGUUUAAGGCCUUGCUUUUGUGUUCCAGUUAGAUGCUGUUGAUGCCCCAAAUAGGUAUUUACUCACUGGAUAGAUGAUUUCUUGUAACAGCUAAAAUUGUCUCACCUUCUUGGAUUAUUUUUACGGUAUAAACUCAUACCUACUGAUUGUUAUUAUUCACAUCUCUCUCCAUGGCAAUACAAAUCAUAGCAAUUUGCCAAGUUUGGUUCCUAAGAUUCUCGGGUAGAAAAUACCAACCUGCCUCUCCAGUAAUUAAAAAUCUAAUGAUGCAAUUACAAAAUGCUUGUAAUUGUGCACCUAGUUUUGCUCAGCCGCAAGACAGAAAGGCUCAGAAAAUGAGUCAGUAAAUAAAUGGCUAUAAUUCACACACAGUCAUGGUAAGUGCAUGUGCAAAUUAGGUGUAUAGUUGUGAGCAUUUUAUAAGAUUACCUUGAUUGAUUUUAAAUGUUUGGAUGCAGAUCUUUGUGCUUAUAUACAGAGACCCAAAGCACAUCACCUACUCUACUUUCAUUUACACGUUGCACACAGUGGAAAACUCCUUCUGUAAUCGGCUAUAACACCCUGAUACUGUUAUGUAAGUCCCCCCCCCCCUUUUUUUUUUAAGAAAUAAGAAUGAAAGAACAUCAGUAUUUUAUUAUUCUAUUUGGCAAUUAGGACUGCCACAUUACUUUCCACAGGUUCCACGUGGUAAUAGAUUCCCAGGAAGACCCUAGUCUAAAGAUGUUAAGCAGGUCUGUUAAAAUAACAGCUUCAGCCCCGGGCAGCAGUAGAAAUCCAAAACACUCCAAGGUUCUUCUAAGGUGAAUUCUACCAUUUCUUUCUGGUGCUGCUGCAUUUGAUUUCAAAAAAACCCCACUCGAUCUGAUCCUAGUGCCAUUUUGAAAUUAUCAGAUUUUCAUUGCCUUUUAAUGGCAAAGCCAAUUCUUUCUGUCCAAUUCAGCAUCAUUAAAUUGUCAGAAUAGCAGCUUCCUGUUUGAUUCUUAAUUAUUCCUUUUUAUUAUAUUUAAGACACUUAAUUUUUUUAAAGUGGUUUACUCUUCUUUGUAAUGAUCUGUUAUGAUUAGAAUCUCUUUUAUAUUACACUGAAGUUUUAAGGGUAUAUAUUGGUACUUCUAGUCUAAACCUCUAUUUUCAAGGUAUUUAGAGGAUUAAAUUCUAGGCUGACUCUCUGUUGUGAAUUCACUUUGAUGUUUAAUAAAAAAAGGAGAGACACAAUGGGAGAAAUUAAAGACAUAAGGGACAGCUCUGAAUUUUAGGGGCAUAUUGUCAUGCACAGAAAUCUUCAGGCAUCUAGAUAAGAAUAUACCAUAGCCUUAGCUUUGAAUUUCCUUCCUUUUGUGAAAUUAGUCAGGCUGCUGACAUUACUUAAACAGCCUUUUUCAAUUUAAAAUUCCACCCUCUUAACGUUAUGCAGCAGGACCAAACGGUGUGAGUGUUUCAGAGGUGGUGUUAUGACAAGGGUAGAUGUAUACAUAAUGGGGACUUGAGCGGUGAGCCUAGGAACAGCCAUCGUAUGGAGUGUAGGAAGAGCUAUCAUAGGAUGUGGCCAGGCCUGUGUUUACAUAGAAAAAGCUCAUAUUCUAUAUACUACAAUUACAUUAGCACACUGCCUAUGAUCAUAUCUUGUUUCCUUGAUGCCUAGAGAUGGGGAAUAUAGGCUGUGAUUAUUGUUACAGGCUUUAGCAAUAAGAAGAUAGGAGCCUUGAAAUACCAGCAAUUAGCGUUCCUGCCUAACAAUAGCACGCUGUGGAGCUGUGUACAGAGAAGAGCGCAGGGAUGAGUGGGUGGAUGACACACAACUUGCCCCACUCACACUACCGGGAGUUGAAAAAUAGUACAAGUUUAAAGGGAAUUAUGCACCUCUUGGCCAGUGAAGGUCACGCUGUAUGCUUUGGCCUCUACAUUCACGUCCUACUUCAUGUUAGUUUUGUGCAGAAAAGGUUUCACACUUCCACAGCAAGAGCUGCUGCUGCUGCUGCUGC
This is a messenger RNA of Aquila chrysaetos chrysaetos, 4500 nucleotides long. RefSeq names its product ATP binding cassette subfamily G member 8 (gene ABCG8). Gene Ontology annotation, cellular component: plasma membrane. The record is from RefSeq and is a predicted model, not a curated record. NCBI's taxonomy places the organism in Eukaryota, Metazoa, Chordata, Aves, Accipitriformes, Accipitridae. The transcript is spliced from 14 exons. Gene Ontology annotation, biological process: cholesterol homeostasis. Bases 148 to 2193 code for a protein of 681 amino acids. Gene Ontology annotation, molecular function: ATP hydrolysis activity; ATP binding; ABC-type transporter activity.